GGCGGCAUCAACAGCGCACUCUAAAAACAGUCGAGCCGAAGAUGGCGACGUGCGAGUGGCGGUGUCGGUGCGGUGUUUAAGAGAGAGGACCAUGUUGUUACCGCAGUGUUCGCAGUGUUUCCAUAAUCCGCGUUGAGUUCGGUGCAAAUGUAGGAAUGUCAGAAGCUAAAAGGGUACCUUUGCAGACCUUGGAGUUUCCGGAGUCCUUGGGCUACGCCACAAAAAAGGAAAAAAAAGGGGAAAAGGGCAAACAGCUCGCGCCCUCCUUCCGCUUUACACUUACCCUGCCAGAGUCGAACGAGAAGGCAUGUCCUGAGUUCAACUAUGCACAACUCCUCAAAGCAGCCGAGAAAAAACGUAGGAAAGAAUUGAAACGGGGAGAUGAAAAUGCCAGCAAUGGAUUAUCUUUCGAUGACGAUGAUGAUGAUGAUAAGCUUCGAGAUAUGGCAAGACGGUUUGAAGCGAAAUAUGGAACUUCUACUAUGGGCAGGAAACGACAUAAAUAUGAUGAUUAUGUGGAUUUGGGAGCUGGAUAUGAUGAAAAUGAUUCUUUUAUCGACAAUACCGAUGCAUAUGAUGAAAUUGUACCAGAAGAGAUGACCACAGCACAUGGAGGAUUUUAUAUUAACUGUGGAGCUCUUGAAUUUCGGACAACAGAUCGGCAUUUAUUGGUUCAUAAUAAUAACAAUAAUAAUAAUAAUAAUCAAAGUAAUGACGACGAAAGUAGUGAAAGUAGUGAAGAAGAUACAGAGGAUGUGGAUAGUCCAAAAAGAUCAGAAAAACGAAAUCUUAGUUCAUCAGAUGAAGAUGAUACUGAAGAUAUCACUGGUGAUCAACCAAGAAAUAAAAAACAAAAGAUAGAUGAAAAUGGUGAAAAGAAACAGAAUCAUGAAAAUAUUAUUAAAAAGAAGAAGAAACAACAAAAUUCUCAAGAUCAACAAAAUUUUCAACAAGAUAGAGAUACUUUAAGCAGACGGAAAGAAAAAGGAGAAACUACAGAUGCUGAAGUUUCAGAAGAUCAAGAAGAUAAAAAGAAAUCUGAUAAAAUAGAUACACAAAAAAAUAAAAAUACAUCAGAUAAAAAAUUUGAUAUAAAAAAAUUUGAAAAAAAGACAUCAAAUAGUAAUGGUUAUGAUACAAAAAAAUUAGAGCUAAAAAAAUUAGGUGGUAAAGAUAGUAACAUUGAUGAUGCAAUAGAAAGUGUAGUUAAUGCUGCAAGAGUUGAAGAUGAAUCAAGUAGAGAUACAACAGAUUCCGGUAAAUCUCGGUGUAUAGGUACAGAAUCAGAAUGUGAUGAUAUCGAUAAAGAAGAAGCACCAUUACCUGAUUCUCUUCCAGAAAAUAUUGUAGAAAUAGUUAAUAAGUUAAAAGCAUGUGCUGAAAACAAUAAAGAAGGAAAAGCUAAAUUUUUUAAUGCAGCAGUGAAUGCAUUAUUGUUGAGUUUAGAGAAAAAAUUGAGGGCACUUCCUUCUUCGAGUUUAAGAUUAGAAACAUAUGGUCAUCUCGCACGAUUUUUACCAUGUAGUAAAGUAGCACUUCAAAAUAGAGCAAAGAAAUUAUUUGUGCAGGAUGUGGAUUAUAAGACUAGAGAUCUUAUAAAAAGGCUAAAAACAGUGAUUGAUGAAAUAAUGCCAUCUGUAGUAUGCAAAUAUGUAGAUGAAUGCCAAAAAGUGGCUGAAGGAAAUCCUCAUUUAUACUGGGAUAUAUACCGGUACUGUUGGGAAAUAGAAGGCUCGCCUGAAGAUGUUGAGAGUUCUGAUGACGAGGGUGUUUGUGAAGAUGCAGAUAAAUCGAAAAUUCCUAGGAAGCGAUUUCCUUGGACUGAAGAAGCAAAAAAACUUGUUUCUGAAAUCGCAAGUAUAAAGAGUCAAUGUUACAAUGUUUUAAGACCAAGAAAAUUAGAUAUGUAUACUUAUGUUGGAUCUUUUAUGGUUCGUCAAGUAUUACCAUUAUGGCCACGUGGCUAUAUGACCACACAUGCUUUAUUAAAGUUUGUUGGUGAAGCUGAACCUACUACAAAAAAGAAAACAAAAAAAUUGAAAGAAGUUGGUAAUGGUAAUACUACCAGUUCAGAAAAUGUGAUCUACAAUUCUGCGAGAGUUGAAGCAUCAAGUAUAAGUGCUACUUUUUCACAAGAGAAAGUCUCAGGAGGUGCAUCUAAAAUCCAAAAUGUAACAGAAAAUUCUACUAGUUACAAACAAGGAACUACAAAAUCAAGUGAUAGUAUAGAGAAAAAGCAACAUAGUAUAAAGAAUAAAGAUAAAACUAAAGACACUGGCAAUUCGGGACAAUAUCACGAAAAUUCAACAGUUUUAUCUAAUAAUUCCAGUGUAGGUAAAAUUUCUGUUGUGCCUACAGCUCAAUUAAUGGCUCAGAAACCUAUUAAAAAUCAAAUGGAGAAAAUUAAUUUAAUGGACCUAGUUAAUAGUUCUCUUUCUAUUACACCAGUUAAUGAUUUUCAUAAAUCAUCUACGAAACUGAAUGAAAAUAAAAAGGAUAUAGUUUCUAUUACUGCUUACUCUGAAACUUCAAAUGUUCUUCCAAAUACAAAUGAAGUGCCUCAAAGUGGACAUCAUUCCGUACACAGACAGGAAGCUUCAUAUUCAUGUACGCAAUCACAACAUUCUAAUUAUUCCACAUCAAAUCAAUCAUCUUCACUUUCAAAAACGGUAUCUCUAAAACAUAGAUUAUUGAAUGAAAAUACUGAUAUAAAGAAUGAUAAAAAAUUAGAAGAUAAAGAUAUUGAUUUGGUUAAUAAGACUGAAAAAAGAGAUAAAAAGCGGGAGCGAUGUGUUGAAAGUAAACACAAAUCGCAUGAUGUUAAGAAAAAGAAAAAAGAUCAAAAGGUAUUAGAUAAACAAUUAGGAUAUGUUAAUUCGGAUGUAGUGCCUAUACAGCAACAGCAGCAACCAUCACUUACAAAAGAAGAACAAGAACAAAGACAAAAUGAAGAAACAAUUGCUGCUACUAAUUAUUUAAGUCAAAUUUUUAACGACGACGCAUCUUCAAGGGGAAUAUCUGAUAAACGAAAAGACGCUGGACUUAUUUUAGAUGAUUUAGUAAAUAAUGCGGUACAACCGUCAGAACAAGAAAAAGAUGUUCAAAUGGUGAUGAGAUCGUUAAAAGAAUUACAAGAAUUACAAGAAAUGAAAUACUCACCGAGUAAUUCACCAAUUAAUAGUAAUAUACAAAAAUCUAACAAAUCGAAUACACAAUGUGCUACUUAUCAAGAUGAAUAUUCACGCUUAUAUUUAAAAAAAGACGUUAAACUUAAAUCUAAAGAAGAAUCACAAUGGUAAUAUUAUCAGAUAGUGUACACUAUAGACGUAAAUUAUGUUAAACAGGAUGAAAAUGCCAGUGAACAGAUAAUAAUUUCAUAGAGACCUAUAGGCGGAUUUUUCAGUAGAUCUGUAUUAUUUUUGAUGAUAAAUUAGUGUGAAAUU
Molecule: messenger RNA, 3443 nt
Organism: Apis mellifera (honey bee)
Lineage: Eukaryota; Metazoa; Arthropoda; Insecta; Hymenoptera; Apidae
Gene: yem
Product: ubinuclein-1
Exons: 12
Coding region: 156-3299 (1047 amino acids)
Cellular component (GO): nucleus
Source: RefSeq, a predicted model, not a curated record